AUGGCCGACAGCGACGCCGCAAAGAAACUGAUACACGAGGCAGAACAUGCACUCCAUACGGCUUCAGACGCUGUAGAACACACGCUCACAUCCACAAAACACUCUAUCAAGGCCGUCGACAACAAACUCAAAGACGAGGCCUCGGCGUGGCAGAAGACACUCGAGUCCAUUUUGGGUGGAAAGGAGAGAUUUUGGGUCGAGAAUCCAGUCGAUGGGACCAGAUUGGCCACCAACAUGGCCGGUUGGAGCGCAUUUGGCAUCACAGCGCAUGCAUGGCAUCGGGGAAUCCAGCGAAGACCUGUCUUUGCAGCACCCCUGAGGCCAUAUAUGAUUGCCGUUCCACUCUGGGCUGUCCUGGGCUACUUUAUUCACCAUCUCGAACUCAGACAGGAAGAAAUCCUGGCCCGUCGACGUUUGCUCUUGCAACGAAAUCGCGGACUUCUCGAGGAGGAAGACUUUGAAAAGAUGAGUCUCGCUCAAGGUGCCAAGGAAAGACAAGAAAAGCGUUCAAAACUCGCUACCUUGCUCUCCGACGAUGAGACUGGCUACGUCAAAAAGGGCGGAGCGACAAACGACCAUAUGCAACUCUACCGUGCAAAGCUCAAGGAGAGAUUGGAAUCUUUUGAGCGCGACUUUGACAAGUCGCCCAUCCCCAUUAGCCCGUAUCCUCUCGGAAAUGAAACUCGCCCGCAUUCGAUCACACCCGCAGAGAUCAAGCGACUAGGUGGUGGCGUCUCGGAGCAAAAGUCAUCGUCGUUGAGCAGCUGGUUUGGGUUUGGUCGUGGAGCCCAAAAGGACGAGAAACUAGAGGACGAAGUGGAACGGGCUCUUGCAUGA
Serendipita indica DSM 11827 is the source of this 837-nucleotide messenger RNA. The record is from the annotation of a GenBank genome assembly. NCBI's taxonomy places the organism in Eukaryota, Fungi, Basidiomycota, Agaricomycetes, Sebacinales, Serendipitaceae.